Selaginella moellendorffii is the source of this 795-nucleotide messenger RNA. RefSeq lists its product as uncharacterized. The record is from RefSeq and is a predicted model, not a curated record. NCBI's taxonomy places the organism in Eukaryota, Viridiplantae, Streptophyta, Lycopodiopsida, Selaginellales, Selaginellaceae. The transcript has 3 exons. Bases 370 to 795 code for a protein of 141 amino acids.
UAGUCCGAGUGUGGAGCACGUAAUCUCCAUGGUUGAUCUACUUGGACGUGCUAAUCGGCUGGAGGAUGCGCUUGCGAUGGUGCAAAGCCUGCCUGUGGAAGAGGUGUGCUCCAGGAUAUGGAUGGCUUUGCUUGGGGCUUGUUUCAAGUGGAAAAAUGCGGUGAUUGGAGAGGUAGCCUUUGAUGCGUUAUCAAAGGUUGACGAUCAAGGUGGUACAGCUUAUGCUCUCAUGGCAAACAUAUACUCAGGCUCAAAUAAUGAAAACUAUGACAACCUUGAAGUGAUUGCUGGAUCUUUGUGCUGUCACUUCAAGACAUGAAGUGUGGACAGAGUUGGAUCUGAUGCUCCACUGAUGGUAAUUCCUGAAGCAUGGGCUUGCUUCAAAUAGCCAAGAGCCUCCUGCGAGACGAGCUCUCCACUCGAGGAAAGAGCACAGAAAUACCAGGUGGAUACGGGCACACGAGCUCAGCACUCGCUAGACCCACUGCUUCGUCAGCUUUGCAGCAGCACUCAGGGUCUGGAAUAAGGACCUAUUGUCGAUCUGGAAGAACUCGAAAGCUCUUGAAAGCCUUUGAUAAGUUUCUCAAUGUCGCUGCUGCUAGUGCUGGCUCCUAUAGCAAAAGUUAUGGAGUUCAGAAGAGGAAGCUCGGCCACCACCUCGCAUUUAUCACACAGAAAGUCAUCGGCAAGAGUUCCUGUGACUCCGAGCUCCCACAACCCAAUGGUGAUCCUAAGCUCAUAAAUAAUGGUAUCAGCUUUGGCUGCCAAGCUCACAUUUUCUCUAUCAAGGACUAA